Molecule: messenger RNA, 1912 nt
Organism: Polypterus senegalus (gray bichir)
Lineage: Eukaryota; Metazoa; Chordata; Cladistia; Polypteriformes; Polypteridae
Product: zinc finger protein 525-like
Exons: 3
Coding region: 216-1445 (409 amino acids)
Biological process (GO): regulation of transcription by RNA polymerase II
Cellular component (GO): nucleus
Molecular function (GO): DNA-binding transcription factor activity, RNA polymerase II-specific; RNA polymerase II cis-regulatory region sequence-specific DNA binding
Source: RefSeq, a predicted model, not a curated record
UUCUCUCAGCGCACGGCUCCCUGUCCGAUUUGAACCAAGUGUUCGGACUUCUUUACGACUUCAAAAGCAAAUAAAAGUUUGCAGAAGGUAUAAAGGAGCCUCCCUCCCCUGGUCCAGAGGCUGUGCAGCGAGGUGUCUAACAUCGUCCAGUGCCGUCCACGUGAGAAGAGAAACAAGGGGACACGUCAGGGGUGCAAAGAGUUUCCCACGGAGCAAUGGCCUCCACCAGACAGGAGGUCGAGGAUGAAAGACUACAACACCUUAAACAAGAGGACUGUGAAUGGGGCACACCGGAGGAUGUGUGUGUGAAACGGGAGGAUUGCGAAGGACGAAUUUCAGAUUUUAAAGAGGAACAGCCAAAGGGGGAGUGUGUUGAGAUGAAAGUCGAGGAGUUUGAAGGUUUGUCCCUUGGUUUAGAACUGCAAAAGCACAAAAGGGGGAACAUUUUCAAGUUAGAUAUUUGCGAAGAAUCUCAUUCUGCUUUACAGCCCUGGUCCAGUAAUGCAGGACAACUGGCUCACCACCAGAACCCUAUGGAGCUGAAAUCUGAGAUUUUGGAGUCAGAAGAGAAAAUUAUUGAAGGAAACCGAAGAGAAGAAGAAGAAGAGCAGAAGUCACCGGAGAGUGUUGGUAUAAAUUUCCAGGAGAACAGCAGCCUCUCCCCAACUUCAUUUGCUGAGACAUCUCUUCAGUGCAGACUGAAGAACAAACAGGACAAGGGAAAGAUGAAGAAAUCAACAAGAGGAUCGGAGCGUUUGAUAGCAGCCUCUUUCCAGUGUAGUUCUCUUACUGGUGAAAAACUAACAAAAACAGAAGCCAUUCACCCUGAUGAACAAACAGUGCAUAAUACUGAUCUAGAGGCCGUGUAUGCCAGCGGAAGAACAUUUAAGAAUAAAUCGGACUGUAAAGAUAAGUCAGUUCAUACAAGUCAGAAGCCAUAUGCCUGUUCUGAAUGUGGCAAACUAUUUCUGCAUAUAAACAGCUUAUAUAGGCAUAAAAGAAUUCACAAUGGAGAAACCCCCCCUUGCUGUCCAGAGUGUGGCAAGAAAUUCCGUCGUAACAAUGCUCUUCAGUGGCACUUAUGUCUUCACAGUGGAGAGAAGCCAUACAGCUGUGUCGAAUGUGGUAAAAGGUUUUCUCAUAAAAGGAGUCUUCAAAAUCAUACAAAAAUUCACACUGGAGACAAACCUUACUGCUGUUCUGAAUGCGGCAAAGGAUUCUCACUUUUAGGUAACUUUCAUAACCACUUAAGAAUUCACAGUGGAGAGAAGCCUUACUGUUGUAGUGAAUGUGGCAAACGAUUCACACAAAGAAGCACCCUACGGAGGCACAGACGAAUUCACACCGGAGAAAAGCCAUAUAGCUGUACGGAAUGUGGCAAACAAUUCUCUAACAGUAGCCAUCUUCAGAGGCACACACAAAUUCACACUGGAGAAAAGCCAUAAAACUGUUUGUGUUGUAGCAAAGGAUUAUCUCACCACGGCUCUUUUCGGAAGCACAAACAAAUGUUCAUAGGGGAGAGAAGUUGUAUUGCUCUUCUGAAUAUGGUAAAUGAUUUUCCACUUGGCAUUAGCUGGCAACUAUAGACCUCACAUAAAGCUGUACUAAACAUUGUGGAGUCAACUCACCACAGCAAACACCUGACUUUUGCACACAACUUUUGCAUUAAUUCUCCAAUUACCAGAUGCAUUUCCUUUUUGUGUUAUUAUAGACCAGGUAACAACACACUGCACGAUUACAUGCAGUGAAUACACUUGACUUGAGUAUUCCUAGUUUCCAUCCUCUUUCUCUGUACGUUUUACCAUUCGUUUGCUCAGAGGAUGAUGCUCUUGCUGUUUCCCAAGCAGCUCUUCUUUUCUCCACCUAGCAGCCCGCUGCUUCUCUUCUUCCGUCGGCAUCUUUUUGCAUUGAA